UUAAAGGAACAAUGAGAUGUUGGUUCAGGCCUACCAACACAUGCUACAUUUUAACAGAUGCAUUCAAACAUAAAGUGCAAUGCAUGGGAUUACAAGGGCUGCCAGCAUUCAUUCCUGUGCUGUUACAGAAGAGGAGGAAUAAAUCACUAAAUUUCACAAAACAGCAGAAAAAAAGCAACUAGACAUCUUUGCAGUAUUAACCUUCUGAGAUCACAAUUAUGGAGGAAUAUGCUCGUGAGCCAUGCCCAUGGCGUAUUGUCGAUGACUGUGGAGGUGCAUUUACAAUGGGUUGCAUUGGAGGUGCUGUAUUCCAGAGUAUAAAAGGCUUCCGAAAUGCACCGAGUGGAAUGAACCGUCGUCUUCUUGGUAGUUUAGCAGCUAUUAAGCAGCGUUCACCGAUAAUUGCUGGCAACUUUGCAAUAUGGGGAGGCAUGUUUUCAACUAUCGACUGUACCUUGGUACAUUUUCGAAAGAAAGAGGAUCCUUGGAAUUCUAUAAUCAGUGGUGCAGCCACUGGUGGUAUUUUAGCAGCAAGAAAUGGUCUACCAGCAAUGGCAGGCAGUGCUGUAAUUGGAGGUGUUCUUUUAGCUCUAAUUGAAGGUGUAGGAAUAUUGUUCACACGAAUUUCUGCAGAGCAGUUCAAACCACCAAACCCAAUCCUGGAAGAUCCUUCACAGUUAGGGCCACCUCCUGGUUUUCAUCAGCAACCUAAUUAUUAGUGCAUGGACAAUUUUAAUAGCCAAAUUACAAAAAUGAAAGGAAUACAGUUUAUGAUGUAUAUAUGUGUAGUGAGAAUAAAGUUGUUUCUUUACUUCCCAUUUGUCACAAUUUAAUGAAUAUGUAAUAUUUGUUGCAGUUCACUUUCUAUGCUUUCUUAUUACGUUUGACAUAUAAAUUAUGAAUUGUAUCACUGAAAGUAUUGAAAUUGGAUGAGUCAGUAGAGAUCCCAAAAUGUAAACAAUGUUAUUUAAUAUAAUCAAUGUAAAGUGAAGCUUCUGUUCUCUUGCUGUAAUUUAAAAAUAUAGUAGUCAGGUUUUUUUUACAUGUUCUUUCAUCUCUUUUAAUGUUUAGAAAUUGCAAUUGAUUCAAAUGAUUUUGAAGCCCUCAAUGAUGGUAUUUUUUGUACAUACACUUUAAGCUUGAAAGCAGAGUUUACUGUAACAGCAGUGUUAUUAGCACAACCACAUAAUUAUUAAGUUUACAGACAUUGUUUAAUAUAAGAAGUUCUGAAUUUGCAGUAAAGAUAAAAUCUCAAAGUUCUUGAAGAUGAAGGCAGCAUGUUUCUCCAAAAUGUUGGGCAUACGGCCAUAAGACUACAUGAUACAACAAACCACAAGCCUAUGUUCUAAUUUUUUUUUAUUUGCAGCUUGUCAGGUUUGCCAUUAUGCAAACUGAAUGCACGUUUGAAGUUUGUGAAAUUUGUAUCAUUCCUAGUAGUUCGAUGCAGGAUUAUGGCGUGGCUUUAGAGAAGACCUUUGUUGUGAGAAGUACCAAUAUGCCAAUUUGUACUUCAGUUUAAUCAGAGAAAAUACAAUUGUCUGUCAGUAUCUGUUUUUUUAUAUUGGAAACAAAGCCACUAUCCCCUUCACAAGGUGUGAGGAAGUUUAAGGAUGUGAACUUGAUUUUUGAAAGCAGUUAGGCCUAGUAAUUACUUUUGUUACAUUACAAAAUAUUUUCUGUAAAUUAUAGGAUUAAAACAAAACAUUUAAGACCAUGAAUAGGUAUUAAAAAAGAAACUGGAAAUAUAUUAUUAUAUUUAGCCAGUGGGUAUGAAAUACAUUGUUUUCAAUUUCAUAGUAUGAAAAAACAAGUCAGUUAUCUCUGCAACAAGUCGAUUACUUUUCAUCAAUGUGGUUAUGCCAGUCACAGUGUGCCAUUGCAUUUCUGCCAACCAGAAUUGGAAGGAUUUUGGUGUGGCCAUCGGAUCCGGAAGGACUGGGUUUCAAUAAAGGAAUAUAAAGUGAAGCUUUUGUGCCGACUGAAGUUGAUGAAAGACUCUCGAGUUACAGGUAGCUGAAUGGUGAAUAAACCAUAUCUUCUGCCAACGUUUCAAGAAUAAUCUCUGCUCUCAUCCUCAGGGCUGCUGCAUAACAAAUCUGAUCCUUUGUAGCCACCUGCUGCAGCUUGUAACCUAACAGUCUUUCAUCAAAGGAAUAUAAAUUUACAAAUUAUAAUGAAACUUGGAUGCAGAUAUCAGCAUCAUAUAUGGCACUCUUAGUGAUGUUUACUGCAACACAAAAGGUAAACUUGUGUGAAAUAGUUCUGCGCUGUUUCAUCUACAUUCUUUCUUUGAGGUAUCUGAAGUCAUUAUUCCAGAUAUGUCUUACCAUUUUGGACAAACUCAAGAACAAUAAUUAUUUGACUUUGUGGCCACUUACCAUGUUCCUGAAGAAUCACUUCUUUCAACAAUAAAUAUGGCCUCUUCUAGUGAAUUGGUUCCCACACACAUUCACUUGAUAUAAAGAAAUAAUACUCGGCAAUGCUUUUCUGUAAAAAAAAGAAGCAGUAAUUUUAAAUUGUUUGGCAAUUUUAACGUAUUGUGACGUUUGAUUAUUUUAUUAUGUAUGUAUUUUGAAGAAAAUGUGCUGGUACUGCGUAAUGGUUUACCACAACAAAAAAGCAUUGAUGCUCAGUAGUAAAAGCUGUUAAAGUUGGCGGGAUAUCAACAUGAGUGACCCCAAAAGUGUCUUACAAGGCAGAAGAAUGGCUGUGGGAGGUUUAUUCUUAAUUUUCUUUGGAGUAAACUAUGAACAGAAUUUGCAUGUUAGCCAUAUUAGCCUGACUAACACUUCAAGAAAUAAAGUCUUAUUUCAUGGUUAGAUGGGUACUCCAUACAAACCAGUCAUGUAAAGUCCAUUGUUAUCCAGCUCCAGACACUUAGGCACUUGCUGUUAGCGUAAGCUUUGACUUUGGUUGACACCACUCUGCAUGCUUAUCUCUUAAGGAUUAUUUGAAUUAAUAAUAGUCUGAAGAUAA
Zootermopsis nevadensis is the source of this 2976-nucleotide messenger RNA. NCBI's taxonomy places the organism in Eukaryota, Metazoa, Arthropoda, Insecta, Blattodea, Termopsidae. The record is from RefSeq and is a predicted model, not a curated record.